Molecule: messenger RNA, 1883 nt
Organism: Cuscuta europaea
Lineage: Eukaryota; Viridiplantae; Streptophyta; Magnoliopsida; Solanales; Convolvulaceae
Source: the annotation of a GenBank genome assembly
ACUGAAAUUUUAAUACCGAAAUACCUGCUUGUUCCCUUCCCAAUUGCAACACACACUAUUUGACAUUUCUCAAAUUCCAUAUUCCCACCAACCCCUUGUCACUUUCCUCGGGUAAAUAGAAGCCGUCAAAGUCAAUUUCCAUGGUACAGUGAUGGUGAUAUUGAUUCUAUUCUACUUGUAUGACCUGUUGUUUCUUUGAUUACUUCCAUCCACUCUGAUUGUUGCUUUGGCUGUUGCCUUCCAAUUUGUCAUUGCGGAUUUUGAAAACAAUGACAAGUUGCUCAUCUGGAGUUAGUCUGUCUCGAUUUAGAAAUUCAAGAAAUGUUAUGUUUACUCAUAUUAAAGCAUCAAGGUGGAAUUUUGUUAAGAUUCAAGGCAACACCAGCAAUGGGUAUUUGAUGUGCAAGAGCAACAUGCUCAGAUUUUCAGUCAGGAGCUUGUUGAGUGAAGAGAGUGAGUCGCAAUCUGGUGUUAGUGUAAGUGAAUUAUUGAAAGGGAGUGACCUCUCAAGUGUGAGCAAAGACGCUAAUGUUCUGGAUUCCAGUCAUAUAGCCUCAACAGAUAGUUUUAGCGGUGGUGGUGGUGGGGAUUUAGUGGAUGGGAACGGCGGAAAUGGGAGAUUUACAGGUGGGGGUGGAGGUGGUAAUGAAAAUGGGGGAAAUGGUAAGGAAGAAGAUGAGUUCGGGCCGAUUCUGAAGUUUGAGGAAGUAAUGAGGGAGGCUGAGUCCCGUGGUGCUAAUCUUCCUGCUGACAUGUUAGAGGCUGCAAAGAGUGUGGGGAUUCAGAAAGUCCUGUUGCUUAGAUAUUUGGACUUGCAGGGAUCUGUGUGGCCUUUAGGACCUGCUAUCAGGUCGUGCUCUAUGCUUAGGAAUCGAAUGCUGGUCGAUCCAUCGUUUCUUUUCAAAGUUGGAACAGAGAUUGUUAUCGAUACUGCCUGUGCAACAUUUGCCGAAGUUCAAAAGAGAGGAAAGGAUUUCUGGGCAGAAUUUGAACUGUACGCUGCAGAUAUGUUGGUUGGGGUUGUCGUUAAUGUUGCUUUAGUUGGUCUGUUAGCACCAUAUGCACGGAUUGGACAACCUUCUACAUCUCAAGGAUUUCUUGGGCGUCUCCAGAGAUCUUAUGGAGCUCUUCCAAGCAGUGUGUUUGAAGCGGAAAGGCCAGGGUGCAAGUUUACAAUAAACCAGAGAAUGGCUGCAUACUUUUAUAAGGGAAUUCUUUAUGGACUUGUGGGGUUUGGAUGUGGUAUUGUUGGCCAAGGAAUUGCAAAUUUAAUAAUGACUGCCAAACGGAGUGUAAAGAAAUCAGAAGAAGAUGUACCUGUUCCUCCUCUGAUAAAGAGUGCAGCACUAUGGGGUGUUUUCUUAGGAGUAUCUUCAAAUACGCGAUUGCAGAUUGUGACUGGUUUGGAGAGGCUAGUGGAAUCAUCACCAGCAGCAAAGCACUAUCCACCCGUAGCAAUGGCAUUCACCGUUGGCGUGCGGUUCGCCAACAAUGUCUAUGCCGGGAUGCAGUUCGUGGAUUGGGCCAGGUGGAGUGGUGUCCAAUAACUGUACCCAUGGUUUCCAGUUGAGACAAUUCAAUUCCUAAUUUCCCCCCAUGGGAAAACAGAAUAAUAAAUUAUUAUAUAUCAUGUGUUUUGUACUAUUAGAAUACAUUACUGUUAGUAGAGGGAGAGCACCAUAAGCUAAAGGUCUUAUUGGCUUUUAGAUUUUCAAUAAGAGAUGUAUUUAUAAUCUAUUCGCGCUACAUGCAUCAUACGUCCUAAUAUAUACCUAUAAAGGUGAUCUGAAACUGUUCUGAUGUUAUGUGCUCAUAGAUAAGUUCCUUUCAUAGAUCAAUUGUGUAUAUAUAUUCGUCUACUAUAAGUAUUAUUUAUAUUGUUA